UUUAGCCGCGCGCUCGCUGACGCAGCUCACAGAAAGACAACCGGAUAACGGGAACCGUAAAGGGGGGACGAGGGCAAAGCGAGAGACGUAAACGGAGUCGUGUUGUAUAACCCAGGCCUCCACUUUUUACUCAUUGUUCCUCCUUUUUAUUUUUUUGUCCCCCUGCUGUUUUCUCAUCCUCUCGCGGCGGAGCUGAGGAGGAGAGAAAAGGGGGGAGGAGGAGGAGGAGGAGGAGGGCUGCAGGGCUCGGCGCUACAUUCGGAGCAGCUGCCGCACAUGUACUGUUCGUUUCCCCGCCCCGAGAAGACCGGCGAACCGCAGGAGGAGGAGGAGGAGGAGGAGGAGGUGAAUGAGGCAGAGACAGGCGUGUGAGAAAACAUCCCGCUAGCAAAGCAAGGAGGAGCGGGGCUAACGGUCGACAGGAUUCAAAAAACAAAAAAGAAAUCCAGAAGAACACCAGUGAUGCGGCAGCCGAGGUGGGCCAAAAUUGACGAUUUUAUGAUAUCGUUGUCCUCCGUCGGGACCGACCACUGAGGAGAACAAACUGUACACCAACCCGGAGUUUAUUCGCAUUUUUUGUUUGUUUUUUGUUUUUUUGUUUUCUAACCAGACGAGGAAACCAAUAAUAUAGACUACAUUUCGGUGAUCGAUUGGUGUGAUUGUGAAAGCUCAGCUGCAUGAUUACAGUUCCAGAUUUAGGCCCAUGACUUAGUCUGUGUGACGCCAAUACAGCAGCAGAGGAGAUAGGGGAGGUGUGUGUCUGUGGAGGCGCGCCUGUCUGAGAGCAUCAUCUGGCUGCUGCAAAUGCUGCGCGUGCGUUUGCGGAUGAGACACUUUUCUACCUUUGCUUAAAAACAAAACAAAAAAAACAGAUGCUUUCAGGGAUGCUGCUGCUGCUGCCAUUUCCAGCCGGGCUCUGAUAGACUGGACAUCCGGAAAAUCUUUGUGCUCCUCUGCCUCUGCACCUUCCUCUCCCCCCUCCUCCUCCUCCUCUUCUCCCGCCCAUCAAGCGUCUGCUCAUUGUGAUCAAAUUGAUCAUCCAUCUGCGCUUCAGAGAGCCUCCCACUCCUCCCAGCGUCCAUCCACCCGUGUGCAUCCUCGCAGCAGGCCUUUCCUCCACCUCCACCAUGGAGACGACCAAGCUGCCUCCGUCCAGCCCGUCCUCACCGACCACCAGCUUCUCGGUGCCCUCCGCCGAGAAGGUGGACGGCUUCCCGCGCAGGUCCAUGCGCAGAGCCCGGCAGAGGAGGUCCCACAGCUCGUCCCAGUUCCGCUACCAGAGCUCCCAGGUGGAGCUCACCCCCCUGCCCUUGCUCAAAGACGCCCCGGUGGCAGAGUUACAUGACCUGUUCUGUAAGAAGCUGCAGCAGUGCUGCGUGCUGUUUGAUUUCCUGGACUGUGUGGCCGACCUGAAAGGGAAAGAGAUCAAACGUGCGGCCCUCAACGAGCUUGUGGAGAGCGUGGCAACUAGCAGAGGAGUCCUCAUAGAGCCUCUCUACCCAGAGGCUAUAAAGAUGAUCUCCGUAAAUAUCUUCCGCACACUUCCUCCCAGCGAGAAUCCGGAGUUUGAUCCCGAGGAAGAUGAGCCGACACUGGAAGCCUCCUGGCCUCAUCUGCAGCUUGUGUACGAGUUCUUUCUGCGUUUUCUGGAGAGCCCAGACUUCCAGCCCUCCAUGGCCAAGCGCUACAUCGACCAAAAGUUUGUCCUUCAGCUCCUGGAGCUCUUUGACAGCGAGGACCCCAGGGAGAGGGAGUACUUGAAGACCAUCCUGCACCGUGUCUAUGGAAAACUGCUGGGCCUCCGAGCCUACAUCCGCAAGCAGAUCAACAACAUCUUCCUCAGGUUCAUUUAUGAAACUGAGCACUUUAACGGCGUAGCAGAGCUCCUGGAAAUCCUUGGCAGCAUCAUCAACGGCUUCGCUCUGCCUCUAAAAGCCGAACACAAGCAGUUCCUGGUCCGAGUCCUGAUCCCGCUGCACACAGCUAAGUCCCUCUCCAUUUUCCACGCACAGCUGGCCUACUGUGUGGUGCAGUUCAUGGAGAAAGACGCGACAGUCACUGAAUUUAUCAUCAGAGGGCUGCUCAAGUACUGGCCGAAAACCUGCACACAGAAAGAGGUGAUGUUCCUGGGCGAGAUCGAGGAGAUUCUGGACGUGAUAGAGCCGUCUCAGUUCAUCCGCAUUCAGGAGCCCCUCUUCAAACAGAUCGCCGCCUGUAUUUCCAGCCCCCACUUCCAGGUAGCGGAGCGAGCUCUUUACUUCUGGAACAAUGAGUACAUCCUUAGCCUGAUAGAGGAGAACUGCCAAGUCAUCCUGCCUCUGGUGUUCGCCACGCUCUACAGAGUCUCCAAGGAGCACUGGAACCAGACCAUUGUGUCUCUGAUCUACAAUGUGUUGAAGACCUUCAUGGAGAUGAACAGCAAACUGUUUGAUGAUCUCACCGCCUCCUACAAGGUGGAGAAACAGAAAGAGCUGAAACGUGAACGGGAGCGUUCGGAGCUCUGGCGAGGCCUGGAGGAGUACGAGGAGCGGCGGAUGCAGAUGCUGACAGAGGCCGCCAGGAACCAGCGCAAUCUUCAGGAGCGAGGCGAGAGAGGGGACCCCCUGAGCCCCACGUGCCCCCAAACGGCUCACUCCGACCAGCCAGAGCCCAAACCGAGCGGGGCCACCUCUGGAGAGACCGCCACCUAGGCCGCAUUCACGCCAUCGAACUUGAACUCGCUUCAGUCCUGAGAGGUCAAGUUACAGGACUCCAGGCAGAGGAAGAGCACGGCAAUAAGUCAGAGCAACAGAACGAGAACUGAACGGAACCGACAACUGCAUUACGUAGCUAUUUCACCCAAGUUUUAGAUUUGCACUGUCUGCCCAAUGGUCUGUGUUUGUUGUGUUGAAGAUAAAAACCAUAGAGAAGAUGAUCAUCAGGAUGCAGAAGAAGAUGUAUAUUUUGGGGACCAACAAAGCAGUGGGGGGGGGCUGAAUGUAGAGAGUCUUACUACUGUAUGUAACAUUGCAGAAGGAUGUAGUACAGAGAAAAAAAAUAUGUACUUCAAAUGAAACUUCACUUUGAGAAAAACA
Molecule: messenger RNA, 3074 nt
Organism: Oryzias latipes (Japanese medaka)
Lineage: Eukaryota; Metazoa; Chordata; Actinopteri; Beloniformes; Adrianichthyidae
Gene: ppp2r5b
Product: protein phosphatase 2, regulatory subunit B', beta
Biological process (GO): protein dephosphorylation; signal transduction
Cellular component (GO): nucleus; protein phosphatase type 2A complex; cytosol
Molecular function (GO): protein phosphatase activator activity
Source: RefSeq, a predicted model, not a curated record